Cadophora gregata is the source of this 1963-nucleotide messenger RNA. RefSeq lists its product as uncharacterized. NCBI's taxonomy places the organism in Eukaryota, Fungi, Ascomycota, Leotiomycetes, Helotiales, Ploettnerulaceae. Gene Ontology annotation, cellular component: nucleus. The transcript has a single exon. The record is from RefSeq and is a predicted model, not a curated record. Gene Ontology annotation, biological process: regulation of transcription by RNA polymerase II. The coding region runs from base 581 to 1471 and encodes 296 amino acids. Gene Ontology annotation, molecular function: DNA-binding transcription factor activity, RNA polymerase II-specific; RNA polymerase II cis-regulatory region sequence-specific DNA binding.
CCGAUCACCAGCAACCCCCGCGAUGAUCGGAAAGUCAAAGUGGGCAUCUCCCGAGACGCACAGUCCGUAUCCGCGGGUCCAGGCUGCUGUAAGGCCUGGGCGGGCGACGCUGUGGCCUAUCAGUCCAGUGGACGCUGUCACUAGCCGCUACCAUCCUUGUUUUUCGAAAUUCCCACUGUGACAGAACAUGGCAUUCAAGGUUUCUCGAUCGCAAAACUUGGCCCGCUUCUGGACAGCUCUGGGAUUUAGCUGCUUCGUGUCAGUGGUGUUCAUUGGACACGCCGCUGAUUUUGUUGCACAUGCCUGCGCCACAAGCUAUGGGUUAUGGGUGGGUAUGGGUAAAUGGACAAAGACCGGUAAGGUAGGUAGGUAGCAGCCACCUAUGGCUGUGACACAAAGGGAUCGUGGGGUGCCUUGAUGGUCCUUCAUUACCUUUCCUUCCUUUCUUUUCGUUGCUACUGAGUGUUCCUGUUCUCCCAUGCUGACGACACCGACCUUCCACUUCUCACAUUCAACCAUUAUUCUCUGUUCUCUAUCAUAUUUCUGGGCACCAGAUUGAUGCCGAAGUGAAGAGAGAAGUAUGGGACCAUUAAUGACACCCACGACAGAGCUUUUCUAUGCUUUCAUCAAUCUGGAUGAUACUCCUGUGCCGUACGAUUUGCCAGAGGAGGAUGUGUUCUCUCGCGCUUUCAAACAAGCUACGAUAGCACAACCGCAAUUCAGAAAGAACGACCUCAACACUUUUACAGAACAGGAUUCCCCUCAAGAUUCCCCACAGGACCUUGUGUUCGACGACUUUCCUUCUCUCAAAGCUUCGAACCAGUCAGGAGACACUUCUCCUUCUUCAGCCGGAAGCUCUUCAGUGAAACCGUUCUCCAACACAACAAAAUAUACAACUACUUCCUCAUACCAACAAUCCGCCAGAAAUAGUUCAACCAACUCGCUCCCAGUCGCAUUCCCCGAUGCAAGCAGCACAACAAUAUCACAAAAUACCUCGCAAGCUCCUGUACCAAAUAUUUCUACUUCACAACUCGAGGCAGUCGAAACCCCGCAGAGCUACACACAGCCCAUUCCCAACACCACACCCAUCGUCCCACCUUCUCAUCCCCACGAACCCUCCAAACCACCACCCCGACGGCGCAACACCAAACGAAAACAGCGCACCGUAGAAGAAGAAGCCGAGAAGCGCAGGAUAUUCCUAGAGCGGAACCGGAUGGCCGCACAGAAAUGUCGAUCUAGGAAAAAGCGACAGACGAACACGCUGGAGGACGACCUGGCUGUACAAGAGGAAAUAAAUGCGAGAUUGAAAGGCGAGGUUGCGGAUCUGACGGCUGAGCUGCGGAAGUUGAAGGAGGUGUAUUUGCAGUGCGAGCAGGAAUGUCGACAUGCGAAGAUGCAGGAAAGUGCUCCCGAGGAAGUUCCGAGCUCAGUAAUGAAAGAGGAGGUACUUGAGGAUAUGGAUGUAUCAUGAUUUUCUGGUGGGAUAAUGGUUGUUUUGGUGUUUUUGGCGUUUGGAAUAAUUGGAUGGGAUGGGAUUUUGGGUGGAUCAUUGGAUCUUGUCAUGUCAUGCCACCGGGAACGGGGAACAGGAGAGUUUUCCGGAAUGGACAGAAAUUAUACCCACGAAUUGCUGGACUGGUGUCUUUUAUGAGACGUACUGUAUUUCAUAGGAAGGUUUUGAGAAGGGGUGUUGGGGAUGCCAUUUCAGCGGUGAUCGCCGAACCGGCAGUACAGGCGGGAGGGGAGGGGUAUUUCCACUCUUUCUCAAUAUGAGAACCAGAAAUUAUGAGAGAUUUCUUCGAUGUUUUCUUCUCAUUUUCUUCUGUUUUUUAAAUGAUUUGCUGUUAAAUGUUUCUUCAAUCACCUAAAAGGCUCAAGUCUGUGCUUACUCAGCACGCUACUGCAUUCCCAAACCAGUGGACGUGGACUUCAUCUCAAAAUUCAUUUUAAUUUCACAUCUUGG